AUGUCGACACCAAAGUAUAUAGAAAGCCCAAACACGGUUCAAACUUCGCUUUACGGUUACGACAGGCACAAAAAAGUGCAGGUAAAUUGUAGGUGUCUCAGUUUCCCCGCUUACAAAACACUUAGUUCCAGCUGAACAAUUUACGUGGCAAUCCGAUCGUUGUACUCCGCUCAGACACUGUCAACUCGGGAAGCGAACGUGGAUUCAGCGCCGGAGGACCGGGACCGAAAUCUCCAAGAAAAUGGGUCGAUCGGAGCAAUCAGAUUCCCGCUCCGAGUAGACCUGCCUGCCGGAAAAAUGUGAAUCGAGAAUUUUGUAUUGCAGAGCCGUCUCUCUAUCCAUCGUACGCCCACUUUCAUCACCAAUACACGUGCCCGAAGCCGACAAACGCCUCGGCUCCACCGUCGCUUCUUCCCGCCGGACCUCCCAUUCCAUUUACUCAUACCGCCCACGACAGGACCCCGCCACGUCGGUUUCCGCCCGUCCAUCCCCUCACUCUCCCUCGCGGCGAACCAACAAGUCCCAAAAUGACCGUGGAAGACGAGAUGACUGUCCGUCGGCUCUUCGACAAAUUGGCCGUCACCACGCCCCCACCGACGUCUUCCUCGUCUUCCUCCUUCUCGAACGUCUCCAGCGACAUCACUCUUCUCGAGUUGAACCCCAAAAUUGGCGGCAAAUCGUUCGUGACCACUCCCGUCUCCGUUUUUGCUCCAACCUCCGAAACGACGUCUUCUACACCGUCUCCAUGCCCCGAUGAGCUAUCAUUUCUGGAUUCUCCGCCAAGUAGUCUCUCAGAAGCACGAACUGUCUCUUGUUGCUCCGAUAGCUUUUCUUCCGUUUCCGUGGACGCCGACGUCGAAUCGGGUGCUUCGAUGUGCGAAGAAGUGAAGGAUAAAGCGAGAAUUCACACGUUUGUUCUAAAUUAUAAUAAAAAACUGAAAAUAAUGUUUUCAGGUGUCCCGAUGAGCAGCAAUGCUUAAUAUUCAGAAGCGGGCGGUGUGCGAAUGAUGCGGAAGAGCGGAUGAGCGUGCUCCACUGGUACAACGAUCUCAUCCAAUGGCGCCACGAUGUGGUCACUAAACGGGUGUUCGGCCCUCCGCGCUGUCCGCCCGCUCCGCUCACCGUUACAAUCAUCGGAGCGUCUCGUGCGCAGCGAGCCAACCCGUUCCAUCGCAUAGGAGAAGUGCAUCCGUUCGCCAUGGAGGCCAUGGACCACGUGCGGAAGAAGAUGGACGCCCGUCGCGCGCACCGUCUCAUUCCGGUCGACCUGCCGUUGCCGCCCCCGCACGAGUUCAUUGCGAAUGCCAAGUGCUUGGAGCCGCAUCUGUUCGUCGAGUACUGCUACCAACUGACUGCAGCCGCCUACGUCGACAGCGGACUCAAUCCGCCGAACCGCCGGCCGCCGAUUCCGCCAAGAAUCGAGCCGCAGCCCGAUCAGACGUGCCGCGAAUCAGUCUGCUCGUCGGCGUCGGAAAUGUCGUCGGACGGCGAGUAUUCCGACGAUUCGGACGACACGAAGAAGGAGCGAUUGCGAAUGAAAAUGGAAAGACACACCAAGGUAAACAAGAAAAUCCGCAUGAAUUUCUCUUUAAAUGAACACAUUUUUAGCGUGAACGACGCCUUCAACAACUCUUCCGUCGCCGCCAAACUCUUGAUGAAAUCGACGAAGAAGAGGACUAUUAA
This is a messenger RNA of Caenorhabditis sp. 36 PRJEB53466, 1683 nucleotides long. The record is from the annotation of a GenBank genome assembly. NCBI's taxonomy places the organism in Eukaryota, Metazoa, Nematoda, Chromadorea, Rhabditida, Rhabditidae.